AUGGCGCAACCCCCGAGACCUCAGGUCCAGCCCUGUCGCUACAAGACCGGCAAGACGCUCGGCGCUGGCUCAUACUCUGUCGUGAAGGAAUGUGUGCAUAUCGACACCGGUCGCUAUUAUGCGGCGAAAGUGAUCAAUAAGCGUCUGAUGGCGGGCCGCGAACACAUGGUUCGCAAUGAGAUUGCCGUGCUAAAGCGGGUGUCUAUGGGCCACCAGAAUAUCCUUACACUGGUGGACUACUUUGAAACUAUGAACAACUUAUACUUGGUCACAGAUCUUGCUCUAGGUGGAGAGCUCUUUGAUCGCAUUUGCCGAAAAGGCAGUUACUUCGAAACUGAUGCAGCGAGCUUAAUUCGAGCUGUUCUGUCCGCUGUGGCCUACUUGCAUGAUCAUGGGAUCGUUCAUCGUGAUCUGAAGCCAGAGAACCUACUUUUCCGCACACCAGAGGAUAAUGCGGAUCUUUUAAUUGCGGACUUUGGACUAUCCAGAAUCAUGGACGAGGAGCAAUUCCAUGUCUUGACUACAACAUGCGGAACACCGGGAUAUAUGGCACCAGAGAUUUUCAAGAAGAGCGGACACGGCAAGCCAGUUGAUAUCUGGGCCAUCGGUGUAAUCACAUACUUCCUUCUAUGCGGAUAUACCCCCUUUGAUCGGGACUCCAAUCUAGAAGAGAUGCAAGCAAUUCUUGCAGCCGAUUACUCCUUCACACCUCUAGAAUACUGGCGCGGCGUCUCUCAGGAAGCCCGCAACUUCAUCAACCGCUGCUUAACCAUCGACCCAACAAAGCGCAUGACCGCUCACGAGGCACUUCAACAUACCUGGAUCAACCCGCCAUACGAGGCCUUGCGCACUGGAUCUGGCGAGGAUCUAUUGCCAACAGUUAAGAAGAACUUCAAUGCUCGUCGCACACUGCACCGCGCUAUCGAUACUGUGCGCGCUAUUAACAAGCUCCGCGAGGGUGGUGGAUUCAUGAUGGAUGGUGUUAUGAGCAUUGAUCCUAAGCCUGAGCGUGUGAAUGGACAGGAGAUCACUGAAGAGACUGGACAUGCUACCCCGCCGACCUCGAAUGCUGGAAGUCCUAUGCAUAUUGAUAGUCGAGGGAAUGGGAGGGGACAAUCUGAAAUUCAGAUUCGGGAACAGGAACGCCGGGUGAAAGAGACGAUGGCUGGACUGUGGAAUCGGGGUGCCCAUGCUAAAUAA
Molecule: messenger RNA, 1200 nt
Organism: Penicillium malachiteum
Lineage: Eukaryota; Fungi; Ascomycota; Eurotiomycetes; Eurotiales; Aspergillaceae
Product: serine/threonine-protein kinase
Exons: 4
Coding region: 1-1200 (399 amino acids)
Biological process (GO): protein phosphorylation; cellular response to oxidative stress
Molecular function (GO): ATP binding; calmodulin binding; calcium/calmodulin-dependent protein kinase activity
Source: RefSeq, a predicted model, not a curated record